This is a messenger RNA of Parnassius apollo (apollo), 4218 nucleotides long. NCBI's taxonomy places the organism in Eukaryota, Metazoa, Arthropoda, Insecta, Lepidoptera, Papilionidae. The record is from the annotation of a GenBank genome assembly.
AUGGAAAAGAAGCAGGAAGAUUCCAGUGUUCUGUCAAGGGGGCUUUUUGGUGAGUCUUCUGAUGGUUCACCUCUACCAAGAAACAAAUUUUCACAUGCAUAUGAUAAAGGACGACGCAGUAUAAGAAAGGUUAUAGACAAAAAAUCUUUGGAUAUCGAUACUAUAGUGAUAGCGAAUACGGAAGAGUUUGAGCGCAAACGUCGACUCAUCAGACGCCAAACAAGACUGAGGGAACUACUUGGUGAGGAUGGGCUAAAUGUUCUAGUCAUAAACGAUGAAGUGUGUCUCGAAUACAAUUUUGAGGGACUUUGCCCCGUUGUUACCGUUCAUCCUUUCUUUACAAAGGUCAUGAAAGUGCAUCAGUACGAAGGUGUAAAGUUCAUGUGGGACGCUUGCUUCGAGAGCCUGGCGAUGAUAGAGGCGGGCCACCCCGGCGGCGGCUGCAUACUCGCCCACUGCCCGGGGCUCGGCAAGACUUUGCAAGUGUUGGCGUUGCUCCACACGGUAUUGACACACCCACGCGUCGGCAUGCAACGAGUGUUGGUGUGCUGUCCGCUGUCCACCGUCCUUACCUGGGUCGAUGAGAUUCACAAGUGGAUCGGACCUGUAACAAACAAGCUCAAGGUAUUUGAGUUAUCGAAGCGGAAGAAGAAUUCCGAGAGAGCAUGUCAACUCGAAGACUGGUACAAAGGAGGCGGUAUCCUUAUUAUCGGUUACGAGUUAUUCUGUAAUUUGUCAACUUUGGAUCCUGUAUUGGACGGAAUUUGCCCAACAAUAGUAAACAAAAUUCGGUUGGCACUGCUGGACCCAGGCCCGGACAUCAUAGUUUGUGACGAAGGCCAUCUCCUAAAGGACGACAGUUCGGUGCUCGCGGUCGCAAUGAACAGAGUUACGACCAAACGACGCAUAGUCCUCACCGGCACCCAAAUACAGAAUAAUCCCAAAGAAUAUUAUUGUAUGGUGAAUUUCAUCAAACCGUAUCUGCUCGGAAGCUACUCGGAAUAUUCCUACAGAUUCCAGAUUCCAAUUAUGAACGGUCAACACUGCGAUUCAAGAGAGGAAGAUAUUAAAUUAAUGAAAACGCGGACGCAAGUCUUAAACAAGCUGUUAGAAGGUUGCCUUCAGCGUCAAGAGGCGUCGGUACUAUAUCCGUACCUCCCCGAGAAACACGAAUACACCUACUUCAUACCUUUGACGAAAUGUCAAAGCGAUCUAUAUGAGCAUUAUUUAACGCAUUACACAAAGUUUGGCGAGCAGCGUACAAUGAGAGAUUUCCACAUACUGCAGAAGAUAUGGACUCACCCGCAAGUGCUGCAUAAUUUCCACAUGAAAUCGUGGAAAGAUAAUAUUAGGAAAUUGAAGAAGAUAGUCGAUAACCUGGCGAAUGGAGACCUGACGGCCACAGAGAAAAUAAAGCCAGCGCAAACUGAGGCGUGGUGGCUGCAGUACUUGGAAGGAGGCAAAUUGCUUGACUCGUUGGAGAGCUCCAACAAAUUGCUUGCUGUCUUCCGCAUACUCGACGACUGCCUUGUUCGGGAGAUAAAGCUGUUGUUUUCGACGUCUCUGUUCACAAUGGACACACUUGAGUAUUUUCUGGGGCGCACCAAGAACUGGAGCUUAGGACGCGAGUAUUACCGGCUGGACGGCUCCGUGCCCGCCGAGGUGCGCCAGAAACGGUGCCGCGACUUCAAUGCAGACAGCAACCAGAUAACCAAAUUAUUCCUUAUAUCAACUCCGGCUGGCUCGCUGGGGCUCAACAUGACGGCAGCUAACCAUGUCAUUAUUCUUGAUACUUCAUGGAACCCCGCACACGACAUACAGAGUAUCUUUCGAGUUUACCGAUUAGGUCAGAAGAAGGCCUGCUACAUAUACAGGCUGGUCGCUUUGGGUACAAUGGAACAGACGAUAUACGAGCGUGCCGUGACGAAGCAGGCAGUAGUGGACGAACAACAGAUUGUUCGCCAUUUAAACAAGGAUGAACUCACGGAAUUAUACAAAAUUGGAAGUUCAACAAAUUCAUCCUCCCAACAAUCAACGAUGGCACCUGCUGUAUGCAUUAUUUCCGACGAUGAUGAACAUUUCCUCGUCAGUGAUGAAGAUUCUGUUUACCUGAUUAACGAACCUUCUCCGCUAGGAAGCGAAAAGUCUUCCACUCAGAAAAAUUUUUCCCAUAAUAACGAGGUAGUAAGUGAUACUCCAUCAAUAUCAACACCUCGUACACCACCCGUAACAAGAAUCUCCUUAGAAAAUAAAGCAAAUACACCAAACAACGAAGCUACGAUUAUAAAUCCUGAUGUUUACUUAGAUUAUCAUAUCGAUCACAUAAAUGAACAAGUUCCUAUUAAGGACACUACCGUCACUAAUACGACUGUCGGUCCUCAUAUAAUCUGCUUAGACAGUGAUGAAGAAGAUCCUGUAAGACAUGAGACGGCUAAAGGCACCGUUACUAAUCCAGCUACAAAUAUAAAAAUUACUCAACUGCCUGUCUCUGUUACGACAAUGGCAUCGAAUGUCGUACCACUUCAAAGCCCAUCAACUUUAAACACUCCCGUGUCUGGUACUCCAGAAGUACCGAAUUUCGCACCAGAUAAUCGAAUUGAGAUUCUUUUAGAUGAAUUACAGCAAAUAGAGGAAAGAAAAAAAACUUCGGACUCUGAUGACUUGGUAAUGAUUUCUGACGAUUCCACAAGUUGUGCAGAAUUUAAAACUGAUACUAGUAGAAAAAAUGAGAAAGGCACGAAAAUCAAGCUCUUGUCACCAAAACCUGUAAAGAAAAAAAUACAAAAAAUGGCACAAUAUCCGCCAGCAGAAGAUAAAAAAAAUCUUCGACUUCUUCAAGUCCACCAAAGCUUCAAACUUCUAUUCCAGAAGGAGUCCCCAAUUGGAAGUUCAACAAAUUCAUCCUCCCAACAAUCAACGAUGGCACCUGCUGUAUGCAUUAUUUCCGACGAUGAUGAACAUUUCCUCGUCAGUGAUGAAGAUUCUGUUUACCUGACUAACGAACCUUUUCCGCUAGGAAGCGAAAAGUCUUCCACUCAGAAAAAUUUUUCCCAUAAUAACGAGGUAGUAAGUGAUACUCCAUCAAUAUCAACACCUCGUACACCACCCGACACCACCGUCACUAAUACGACUGUCGGUCCUCAUAUAAUCUGCUUAGACAGUGAUGAAGAAGAUCCUGUAAGACAUGAGACGGCUAAAGGCACCGUUACUAAUCCAGCUACAAAUAUAAAAAUUACUCAACUGCCUGUCUCUGUUACGACAAUGGCAUCGAAUGUCGUACCACUUCAAAGCCCAUCAACUUUAAACACUCCCGUGUCUGGUACUCCAGAAGUACCGAAUUUCGCACCAGAUAAUCGAAUUGAGAUUCUUUUAGAUGAAUUACAGCAAAUAGAGGAAAGAAAAAAAACUUCGGACUCUGAUGACUUGCUCUUGUCACCAAAACCUGAAAAGAAAAAAAUACAGAAAAUGGCACAAUAUCCGCCAGCAGAAGAUAAAAAAAAAUCUUCGACUUCUUCAAGUCCACCAAAGCUUCAAACUUCUAUUCCAGAAGCAGUCCCCGUUGAACUAAUUGGAAGUUCAACAAAUUCAUCCUCCCAACAAUCAACGAUGGCACCUGCUGUAUGCAUUAUUUCCGACGAUGAUGAACAUUUCCUCGUCAGUGAUGAAGAUUCUGUUUACCUGAUUAACGAACCUUCUCCGCUAGGAAGCGAAAAGUCUUCCACUCAGAAAAAUUUUUCCCAUAAUAACGAGGUAGUAAGUGAUACUCCAUCAAUAUCAACACCUCGUACACCACCCGUAACAAGAAUCUCCUUAGAAAAUAAAGCAAAUACACCAAACAACGAAGCUACGAUUAUAAAUCCUGAUGUUUACUUAGAUUAUCAUCAUAUCGAUCACAUAAAUGUACAAGUUCCUAUUAAGGACACCACCGUCACUAAUACGACUGUCGGUCCUCAUAUAAUCUGCUUAGACAGUGAUGAAGAAGAUCCUGUAAGACAUGAGACGGCUAAAGGCACCGUUACUAAUCCAGCUACAAAUAUAAAAAUUACUCAACCGCCUGUCUCUGUUACGACAGUGGCAACGAAUGUCGUACCACUUCAAAGCCCAUCAACUUUAAACACUCCCGUGUCUGGUACUCCAGAAGUACCGAAUUUCGCACCAGAUAAUCGAAUUAUGAUUCUUUUAGAUGAAUUACAGCAUCCUUUACAAAUAUUAAAAUGA